CUACAGAUCGCAACCGGAAGUGCGCGCUCGAUCAGCUCUGGGAUGGAUUGGCGCCGACUGCUGCCUGUGCUGAGCAGCGACAAGAGGAAAGGCCAAGAUGGCGGCGAGAGUGAGAGCGCGGAAGGGGCCGUGCGGUUAACGGAGAGCGGCGCCUGGGCGUGUGAUGGGAGCGGGAUAACUCGGGAUGUGUGAGAGCUACUCGCGCUCGCUGCUGCGGGUGUCGGUGGCGCAGAUCUGCCAAGCCCUGGGCUGGGACUCCAUGCAGGUGACCGCCUGCGACCUGCUCACCGAUGUCCUGCACAGGUACCUGCAGCAGCUGUGCCGGGGAGCCCACCGCUACUCCGAGCUGUAUGGACGGACAGACCCUGUUCUGGAUGAUGUAGGACAAGCCUUUAAACUAAUGGGGGUGAAUCUCCAUGAACUAGAAGACUACAUUCAUAAUAUUGAACCAGUCACCUUCUCACAUCAGAUCCCGUCCUUUCCUGUUAGUAAGAAUAAUGUGCUGCAGUUUCCUCCUCCUGGAAGCAAAGAUAUUGAAGACCGGAAGGAAUAUAUACCCGACUACUUGCCACUUAUUGUCUCUUCACAAGAAGAGGAAGAGGAGGAGCAGGUACCGACAGAUGGCGGGACUUCAGCAGAAGCUAUGCAAGUUCCUCUUGAGGAAGGAGAGAUGGAAGAAGAUGAAGCUAUUAAUGAUGAGAACUAUUUAAGUAAAAGACCACUGGAUAGUCCGGAAACCCUCGAAAUGCCUUUUGCAAAACGGCAAAGAUUGUGCAAUAGUAAAGGAGAUAUUUUGGAUGGAACUUUAGAACCACGAGAGCCACUUAGUUCUAUAAAUUCUCAAAAGGUUCCCCCUGUGCUUUCACCUACUCACAUACAGGAUAAUUCUGAUUUGUCUAUUUCUUCUUCAGAACCAGUAAUGCUUUCUCCUGUUAAACCUCAGACUCCUUCUAAACCUUUAGAAUCUAAAGCCUUUUCCUCAAAAACAAAAUCAAAAACUUCACCAGGACAAAAAACAAAAUCUCCCAAAUCCACUCCAUUUACUACAGUUCUAGGCAGUCCUAUGCGCUCACCUAAAAGUGCUGUAAAAGAGAAGAAGUCUCCUGGACGUGCCAAAAGUCCUAAGAGCCCUAAAAGUCCCAAAGCUUCUGCCCCUACUAUCCAGCCAAUUAUUAAGUCAGAAACACCAAGCCGUACACCGCUAGCCGCAUUAAGUGAAAAGAUUGGAAGAGAGAAUACUCAAGUAAAACACAAUCAAGCAUCACAGGAUUCUGACAAACUAAACACUGAGAAUCCAUCCAAAAAACCAUUGGUAGCUGAUAAUAAUACGAUUGAAGAUUCCAUUGAUGCUGUUAUUGCUCGAGCUUGUGCUGAACAAGAACCUGAUCCAUUUGAGUUUUCCUCAGGUUCUGAAUCUGAGGGGGGUGAUGUCUUCACUAGUCCGAAGAGACUCACUAUAGCAGAACCUGCUACUCCUAAGGUUUCAGUUGCAAACAGUAUCCUUGUUAAAGCAUGUAGCACCCCAAUACCUGCUUCUGGAGGCACAUCCAGUUCUGAUGUGUCAUGGACAAUGGAUGACUCUAUAAAUGAGGUAAUUCGAAAGGUUAACCAAGAAACUCCACCUAGUGUGUCAAUUGCUCAGCCAUGCUUUUCUUCUCCUUCUGCAUCUCCUCCAACUCCAGAACCACUUGUCAAAACUUUUGAGGACAAGUCUAAACUAACUUCACCAGUUGAGUCAAAGAAAAAGGCAAAGAAAGAACUGAAAACAAAGAUAAAGAAGAAAGAUAAACAGAAGGACAAGGAUAAAGGCAAGGAAAAAAAUAAGGACAAAAACAAGGAAAAAGAUAAAGAUGGUAUUAAAGAUCCAAAACUUCAGUGGAAGGACAUUCUCAAAGAUGAUGACGGUGAGAUACAUCGGCUCAAGUCAAAGGAUCUAAAUGAUUCUGAACAGAAGCCAAAGCAAAAAGAGAACAGUGGGAAGAAAGAAAAAGAAAAACAUAAAGAUAAGAAAAAAGAUAAAGAAAAGGGUAAAAAGGAUAAAGAAAAGAAAGAGAAGGGAAAAGAGAAAAACAAAGAAGAAAAGCUCAAGAAUGCUCCACCAACUCCUGUUGUAUUAGCACCUAAAGACAUAUCAUUGCCAAUUAUUAGUACUCCCAGUGCAGUAAGACUGCCUUCCUUGAUGCCUUCUUUGUCACCACUGGUUCCAGAAAAAAUACCCGAAGAACGAGAGAAAACAAAAGAGAAAGACAAGAAAAAGGAGAAAAAAGAAAAGAAGAAAAAGAAGGACAAGGAGAAAGUAAAGGAGAAGGAAAAAGAGAAAAAGGAUAAGGAGAAGAAAGAGAAAGAUAAAGAAAAACACAAACAUGACAAACAGGCCAAAGUGGAGCUAUCUCUUCCAGCUUCAUCACCUGUGAUCCCCCGACUGACACUAAGAGUUGGUGCAGGCCAAGAUACAAUUGUUAUCAGCAAAGUUGUUUCUGCUCCUGAAGUCAAAGCGGCUCCUCCACCAUCUUUGCCUAAAUCUCCUCCACCUGCCCCGUCUCCAGCUCCUGCUCCAGUUCUUGUGGUCCCACCUCCUGUUCAGGCAGCUCCCAUACCAGCGGCAGCUUCGCCAGCUCCAAAUCCAGCUCCCCCUGCCACUGCACCAAAUACUGGCAACUCUAAAACACCGUAUAGAACUGUUGUUACAGAGACGGUCAGUACAUAUGUGAUUCGCGAUGAAUGGGGUAACCAGAUAUGGAUCUGUCCGGGUUGUAAUAAACAAGAUGACGGCAGUCCAAUGAUUGGAUGUGAUGGAUGCGAUGACUGGUAUCAUUGGCCUUGUGUUGGAUUAACAGCAGAGCCAGAAGAAGAGGAGUGGUAUUGUAGAAAGUGUGUCAACAAAAAGAAAGAUAAAAAGCACAAAAAAAGGAAGCACAAAGCUCACUGAGACUUCCAGGGACCAUUUCUUGACUCUUGUGCUUCAUUUAAUAAAGGAGCUAAUGGUUUAGUCGUGCUUACUUUUUGUGGGUUGCACUGUGAAGCAAACAAGUAGUAAGCCUAAGAAGGAAAUCCAGGACCUCCACGUGAAGCUCCACCAGAAGACAAGGAGAGACAGUGCGCUACGACCUCUCUCCAGUCUCCACGCCAGUGCUUUUUCCUGUAUGAUAGAUGUACUUUGUCUUCACAAGUUAAACUUGUAGCCUAUUUGAUAAAUCUGUUAAAUCUAGUGAAUGAUUUUAAAAAAGACUCUAAGGGACUGUGCCCAUUUCGCUUUCAACAUAUUUGCUGUACUGGAUAAUAGUUGUAUGAAAAUCGGUUCUAUUCCUGUACCAAUAUACGUGUCAAGGUCAUAUUUUGUUAUAAAAAUAUAUAAAUCAUCAUUUUCCAUUUUGUGUUUCUUUUUUUUUUUUGCUUUAUAUAAAUAAAUGAUUCUUGCUUUGUGAAAUAUAUAUAUAUAUAUUUUUAAAGAAAUGUUUCUAUUCUCUCCACUUCUUUCCUAGCCAUUUUCAUUGAUAUUUGUAAUAUAUUUUAGAUUUGUUUUUGGUCUUACAUUUUUUUUUAACCUAAACAGUGUGCACACACUUGGCAUUUAUUGGUUUCAUAGUCCCUUAGGCUUUUGCACUGAAUUGUGUGCAGAUUCCCAGUUAGAAGAUGAGCAGAAAAUAUUUGUGUGAAUCCAAACUAUGUCCUAUUGUGUCAGCUUAUUUUACAUUGCAUCUUAAAGCAGCACUGCUUAUUUGUUUUUCAUCUGAAAAUAUGUUUUGUAUAUAUUAAAGGUGUGUCUGAAA
This is a messenger RNA of Hyla sarda, 3770 nucleotides long. RefSeq names its product TATA-box binding protein associated factor 3 (gene TAF3). Gene Ontology annotation, molecular function: protein heterodimerization activity. The record is from RefSeq and is a predicted model, not a curated record. The transcript has 7 exons. The coding region runs from base 185 to 2929 and encodes 914 amino acids. Gene Ontology annotation, cellular component: transcription factor TFIID complex. Lineage: Eukaryota; Metazoa; Chordata; Amphibia; Anura; Hylidae.